AUGAAAUUGGGCGCCGGAUAUCCUAUGGGUCCUUUUGAACUGAUGGAUUAUGUCGGACUCGACACCAAUAAGUUUAUAGUUGACGCCUGGUCUGCGAGGGGUGACCCCAAUCUCACAAUAUAUAAGUCCAAACUCAUUGAAAGUAUGGUCGCGAAGGGAAAUUUGGGCAAAAAAUCGGGAAAAGGUUUCUACGAUUACUCUAAGAAAUAAUGGGAAUCUCUUCAUCUUUCUAAUUUUUUAUUGGAAU
Molecule: messenger RNA, 247 nt
Organism: Oppiella nova
Lineage: Eukaryota; Metazoa; Arthropoda; Arachnida; Sarcoptiformes; Oppiidae
Source: the annotation of a GenBank genome assembly